GACUUUACUGAGCUUGUUUCCAAACUUAGAGCUGCUAUCUACAAUGGAAUUUCUAGUUCUGGGCUGGAUUUGUACCAUCUAGGGGGGCGUGUUAGCAACAUGAGAGAACUUGGAGUAGUAAUAUAUUCCAUGCAUUGGAAAACCCGAUUUAAAACUGAUUAUAUAUCCCACAAAUUAAAUGCUAUAAGUUUAAGAGAGCCAUAGUUUCUUCCACCUCUGAAGCUACCGAAAUGUUGCUGAGAGUCGAUAGUAUUAUCAGAGCUAAGCCAAGAACU
Messenger RNA from Tuber aestivum (summer truffle), 275 nucleotides. The record is from the annotation of a GenBank genome assembly. NCBI's taxonomy places the organism in Eukaryota, Fungi, Ascomycota, Pezizomycetes, Pezizales, Tuberaceae.